AUGAAAACUACUACACACACGUGUCUCUGUUCACUAGCAAGGCUCAGAGUGCAGAGGAUGAUCAUCAAGGAGCUUACAGCUCCAGAGAUGAGGCAAGAAUAUUCUGAAGGUCUUGGGAUGCUGUCCCAUACUAAUAUGGGACCCUUAUCGUCUCUCUUUGAAAAGAAGAAGCUCCAGUUGCCCCUUUACAAUCACCUGAGAGAUAAGAAGCCUCUGCGCACAAUGGCAAAUUUUGUGAACACUGCUGAAUGCUGUAGUAUGUCCUUUGAGGAUGUAGCUCAGCAGCUGCAAACAGAUUUGAAGAAUGGCAUAUCGGAUGCAGAGGCAGAGGACCGGCACAGGCUGUACGGCUUCAACGAGUUCAAUGUGGGAGAGCAGGAAUCCCUUUUCAAGAAAUAUAUUGAACAGUUUCAGAAUCCAUUGAUUCUCCUCUUACUGGGAUCUUCUGUUGUCAGCAUCUUCAUGAGGCAGUUUGAUGAUGCCCUCAGCAUUGCAGCUGCAAUAUGUAUUGUGGUCACUGUGGGUUUUGUCCAGGAAUACCGUUCUGAGAAAGCUCUAGAAGAGCUGACUAAGCUUGUGCCUCCUUUAUGUACAUGUAUUCGGGAUGGAGAAGUGAAGCACUUUCUUGCCAGAAACUUAGUUCCAGGUGACAUUGUGAUAUUGAAAGUUGGUGAUCGUGUUCCUGCUGAUAUGAGGCUUUUUGAGGCCAUUGAUUUGACAGUAGAUGAAAGUAGCUUCACUGGUGAAACAGACCCUGCACAUAAGAAAACUCAAUCAGUGCCAUCAACUAAUAAUCAUUCUUCUAAGAUGAAUGCCGCAUUUAUGGGAACCUUGGUUCGGAAUGGCAAUGGGAAGGGCAUUGUGAUCAGCACAGGAGAGAAGUCAGAAUUUGGAGAAAUGUUCAAAAUGAUGCAGUCAGAGGAGUCUCCCAAGACUCCACUGCAGAAAAGCAUGGACACUCUGGGGAAGCAGCUGUCCUUCUAUUCCUUUGCAAUCAUUGGCUGCAUCAUGCUGAUAGGGUGGAUCCAAGGUCGUCCCAUUCUUGGGAUGUUGAACAUUGGUGUCAGUUUAGCUGUGGCAGCGAUUCCUGAGGGCUUGCCAAUAGUUGUUACAGUGACCCUUGCCCUUGGAGUCAUGCGCAUGGCAAAACGAAAGGCUAUUGUAAAAAAAUUGCCUACUGUUGAAACUCUGGGUUGUGUUAAUGUCAUUUGUUCAGACAAAACAGGAACUCUGACUCAGAAUGAGAUGACUGUGACUCACAUCUAUACAUCAGAAGCUUACUUAGCACAUGUCUCAGGAGUUGGGUACAGUGGGAAUGGGAAAAUUGAGCUCCAGGGCUCACCUGACCCUUCCUUGGCCCAGGCCAGCAUUAUCCGCAUGAUGGAAACAGGAGUUGUUUGUAAUAAUGCUAAUAUUGUACAAGGAAGUCUGCAAGGGCAACCAACUGAGGGUGCGAUUCUGGCUGCUGCUCUGAAGUUAGGGAAGGUAGCAUCAGCUCGUGACAACUAUAUCCGAUUGGAGGAGAAUCCUUUCUCCUCUGACCGAAAGAUGAUGACUGUGAAAUGUGCCAUGAAAGGAGAUCCGAAAGCAGCUCCUUUAUAUUUUGUCAAAGGAGCUUUGGAGUACUUAUUGACUCAUUGUAGCACAUACUCAUAUCAUGGAGAAAACCGGCCUCUAUCAGAGAGCAAGAAGAAGGAGAUCACAAAUGAGGCACAUGAAUUGGGAAGGAAGGGCCUGAGAGUCCUGGCCUUUGCCAGAGGAGCUACUUACAAUACACUUUCAUAUUUGGGAAUAAUGGGAAUAAUGGAUCCUCCUAGAGUUGGAGUUUUAGAGUCCAUUGCCACUUUGAAUGAGAGUGGUGUGCAUGUGAAAAUGUUGACUGGAGAUUCUGAAGAAACUGCUUUAGCAAUAUCAAAUCAGUUGGGCAUUCAUGCUCUCUACACAGAAGCUUUGUCAGGUGAGGCAUUAGAUAAUAUGGAUGAUGCUGAGUUUGAGAACGUAGUGGACCAUGUGAAUGUCUUCUUCCGAGCAUCACAUCGGCACAAACUUCGCAUUGUGAAAGCUUUGCAAAAGAAGCAUUACAUUGUUGGGAUGACUGGUGAUGGUGUCAAUGAUGGAGUGGCCUUGAAGAAAGCUGAUAUUGGCAUCGCAAUGGGGAGAACUGGCACCGAUGUGUCCAAAGAAGCAGCUGACAUGAUCCUUGUUGAUGAUGAUUUCUCAACCAUCCUCUCUGCCAUUGAAGAGGGCAAGGGAAUUUUCUACAACAUCAGAAACUUUGUGCGGUUCCAGCUGAGCACAUCCAUUGCUGCUCUGACACUCAUUGCUUUGUCCACUAUGCUUGGGAUCCCAAAUCCUUUGAAUGCUAUGCAGAUUCUCUGGAUUAACAUAAUCAUGGAUGGUCCUCCAGCUCAGAGUCUUGGAUUAGAACCAGUGGACCCAGAUGUUGUAAAGAAGCCACCAAGGAACGUCAAACAACCUAUGAUCACACGUUCACUUAUCAUCAAUGUUCUCCUCUCAGCUGCCAUCAUCGUCCUGGGAACAUUGUUUGUGUUCCAGCGAGAAAUGAGUGACAAUGUCAUCACUCCACGUGACACAACUAUGACCUUCACAUGUUUUGUGUUCUUUGACAUGUUCAAUGCUCUCAGUUGCCGAUCACAGACAAAGUCCAUCUUUCGGAUUGGUUUCCUCACAAACCGCCCAUUUCUCUUUGCUGUGGGUGGGUCUGUGAUAGGGCAGCUCCUGGUUAUCUACCUGCCCCUUCUGCAGAAUAUAUUUCAGACUGAAGCUCUCUUUGCCACAGACAUCCUAUUUCUCAUGUGUUGGACAUCAUCAGUGUUUGUUGCAAGUGAACUGAAAAAGUUCCUGGAGAGGCGGUUCCGUGGUGAUGUCUAUGAUGAGAGAGACGAUGUUGCUGUAUCCCUCUCUUUCUACAACAUUAUGGUCCAAGAAGACAUGGAGACAGAGGACGUUGAAAGCGAGCAGCGGAUUCUGGCCCAGCUGGAAUCCGAAUCGGGAGAAGCACUUGGAGCCCCUUUUGACCUUCCACUGCACCUUAGAGUUGAUAAGUUGUCUCUCAUCUGCAAUGCAUUUCUGCAAAAUGAAGAGCCAGUUCCAUUCUGUUUCUUUGUGGAGGGCCAAGAGAUCACCAGCUCUCUGGCUGACACCAAGGUGGAGCUGAACCCAGAGAAAGUGGUACACAUCGUCUAUCAGCCGCAGGCCGUUUUCCGCGUCCAACCUGUCACCAGAUGUACAAGCUCAUUACCUGGACAUGCUGAAGCAGUCAUAUCUGUGUGCUUCAGUCCAGACAGUCGUGGCUUGGCAAGCGGAUCGGGUGACACUACCGUCCGCUUCUGGGAUCUCUCCACCCAAACUCCCUUUUUCACAUGUCGAGGUCAUAGACAAUGGGUUCUGGCCUUGGCUUGGAGUCCUGAUGGAAGGAAGUUGGCAUCAGGAGACAAAGCAGGAGAAGUUUUCAUCUGGGACCCAUGGACAGGGAAGCAGAUUGGAAAGAGAAUGACUGGGCACAAGCAGUGGAUCACCUCCCUCGUCUGGGAGCCGCUUCAUAGAAACCCGGAAUGCCGUCGCGUGGCCAGCGCCGGGAAGGACGGAGACAUCCGGAUCUGGGAUGCUGUCCUAGGCCAAUGCAUCUUGGUUCUCAGCGGACACACGAAAGGCGUCACGUGCAUUCGAUGGGGAGGGAAGGGACUCCUUUACUCCGCGUCGCAAGACCGCUCCAUACGGGUGUGGAGAACGGAGGACGGGGUGCUGUGCCGCGUCCUGGAGACCCACGGUCAUUGGGUGAAUACGCUGGCCCUCAACGUCGAUUAUGUCCUGCGGUGCAGUGGCCAUGCCCUCAAGGAGAAGGAUUCAGAUUCCAGUUUAGCGAUAUCGAAGGAGGAGGUGGAAGAGGCCGAGAGGAAGUAUCAGGAGGUCCUGACUUCCAACUCGCACGAGAAGGAGGUCCUCGUCUCUGGGUCUGACGAUUUCACCCUCUGCCUCUGGACGCCUGAGAUCUCGCAGAAGCCGCUGGCACGAAUGACCGGUCAUCAGCAGCCGAUCAACGACGUGAAGUUUUCGCCCGACGCCCGAGUCAUCGCUUCCGCCUCCUUCGAUAAGUCCAUCAAGCUCUGGGACGCCAAGUCGGGAAAGUACCUGGGUUCCCUCCGGGGGCACGUGGGCCCCGUGUACACGAUCGCCUGGUCGAGCGACUCCCGCCUCCUGCUCUCGGGGAGCGGGGACUCCACGCUGAAGGUGUGGAGCGUGGGGAAGAGGGCGCUCGAGAGGGACCUGCCGGGGCACGCGGACGAGGUGUACGCGGUGGACUGGGCGCCGUCCACGACGAGGUCCGUCGCGGCGUCGGGGGGGAAGGACAAGCUCCUUCGCAUGUGA
This is a messenger RNA of Darwinula stevensoni, 4389 nucleotides long. The record is from the annotation of a GenBank genome assembly. NCBI's taxonomy places the organism in Eukaryota, Metazoa, Arthropoda, Ostracoda, Podocopida, Darwinulidae.